AUGGGCGAUUACAAUGCCGCAUUGUCUGCGAACAGCCCGUCCACCCCCGGCUUCAACUACUCCCUUCAAGGACUGCCCUACAGUGAAACCCGGGCAUCCAAACCUCCCAUCCCGGUCACGCGCUCAAUCUCCUCGUUACAUCGACUUGCAGACUUGGACCCUCCGCUGACAGGGGACACCGCGUCCAUCUCCUCCAAUAAGAGAUACAACCCGCACGCGUCACAGCACGAUGGAGACGGCCCUCGUACCCAACGUGCAGGCUCAAUCUCCGCCAGAGAAAGUCAGACCAGCACCACGCUGAGCUUCAACACAAGAACUCCUACGGUAUCCAGCCUGACCUCGGCCACCCUAAGCAUUCCUCAGAUCCGCGUCAACGAGACAGCGUUCCGCGAGUCGCAUGCGGACCGGGGCAGCAAUAUCAGCACAUCUGAGAGUGGGAGAUGGUUAUCGUUGGGCCCGUCGCGGUCGAGUUCUGCUACAUCGCUCAAAGAGACGGGCAAAGACACACAAGAGAGGUCCCCGGGAAUCAAUGGUCUAUCCUUGGAUAUCAACCUUCCUACAACUGGAUUCGGCGAAGAACUGCUUCCCACAACCAACAUAGAAUUCUCCAAGAGGGGGAGCAUGCUCAUUGAUGGGAGGAGAGUGAACCAGUCUAAUCGCAAAAGCUCACCGAACCUUGCCCCGAUCAUGGAUGAAGAAAGAAAGACGGGCGGAGAGCCCACUAUCCCAGAAGCGACGGCGAGCGACGAACCAUCGGCACCCGCAGCCGUAGCAAGGACUCCGAAUGCCCGCCCUACGGGCAAGAUCCUCUCCGCCGACGAAGAACUCUUGUCUGAAAAGGUCCGCGCAUUCUACGCCGCCGGAACGGACGGUCAACUUGACACCGAUUCCAACGUCAACUUGGCAGUGCGAAUGGGAGCUCGAUGGCAGUCGACACUGGCGACCGAUGCCCGCAGUGUCAGCAAUCCUUCCCUGUCACGCGCCACUUCCACCACGGAUAUUUUCGAAGAAGCCAACAACUCGAGGCAACCAAGCAUGGCAACAUCGACCUCUCAUUCUUAUCUGGUUCCAGAUCGCGAGGAGAACGAGCUUGCAGGCGGCUUAGAGGACUGGAAGGAUGUCGACAACGCCGAUGUGGAUCGCUACGGCUUUAUCAUCGCCAGGGCGACCACAACCGCUGACGGCACCGACGAUGCCAAAGCGCAACGGCUGACCCGAGUAUCAACCAGCUUACAGCUCGCCAGUGAGACGCCCCGGAGGAAGAACACUCUGCGCCGCACUCCGAGCAGUGCACACGGAUCUCUGCGCUCGUUGCAGAGCAAACAUGCGAGCCCCGAGAACACUCCACCUCGUCCCGUGAGCUCCCAGAGUGCCUAUGCGCGCCCACAACGUCGGAAUGCCUCGGGCAGGAUCCCGAUACCAGGCUCCAAGAACCGUCGUUUGAUGGACUCGGCCAUGGAUAUGCUGACGCUGCCAAACUCGGCACAAUCGGUGGUAGAAAAUGGCCACGUGCGCAUAGACAAUGCACGGGCGCGGCGGAAAGAGCUCGAGCGUGAGGCGAAAUGGCGGCGAAUGGCGAAAGCCAAAAGUCCCUCGAAGGACCCAAAAACGGGUCUACCACUGGUGGGCGCCGGCUCGGAGAGUGAAUACACCUUUGACACGACAAAUCCCAAGCUCGUCGAGCGAACAUGGAAAGGCGUGCCUGACAAGUGGCGCGCAACCGCAUGGCACAGUUUUCUCAGUGCGUCGGCUUCGAAGCGGAAAAACUGCCUCAGCGAUGCCGACUUGAUCUCCCUCUUUCAUUCGUACCAGGACCAAGCAAGCCCGGAUGACGUGCAGAUCGACUUGGAUGUGCCGCGGACCAUAUCUUCGCAUAUUAUGUUUAGGAGAAGAUACAGAGGCGGCCAGCGUCUUCUGUUCCGCGUCCUCCAUGCUAUGUCGCUUCACGUUCCAUCAACUGGGUAUGUCCAGGGCAUGGCAGCCCUCGCGGUUACAUUGCUAGCGUAUUAUGACGAAGAAAAAGCCUUUGUGAUGCUGGUACGAAUGUGGGAAUUGCGUGGCUUGGGAGAACUAUACAAAUCCGGCUUUGGCGGGCUGAUGGCGGCUCUGGACGAUUUUGAAAAGGGAUGGUUGGAUCAAGGGGAAGUGGCGAGGAAAUUGGAGUCGCUGAACAUCGGGCCCACGGCGUACGGCACGAGGUGGUAUCUCACUCUGUUCAACUAUGCCAUCCCCUUUCCGGCGCAGUUGAGGGUGUGGGAUGUGUUCAUGUUGCUGGGCGACGAUAUCACGCCGAGAGACUCAUCUGCGAUCCCUGCCCCGCAGCCCGGCACGUCGUCAUCAAACGAAAACACCGACGUGGUUUCGUUUGGGACAACCUUGGACGUCCUCCACGCCGCGUCUGCGGCACUGAUCGACGGCAUGCGCGACAUUCUUCUCGAAUCCGACUUUGAAAACGCCAUGAAGGUCAUGACCAGCUGGAUCCCCAUCCAGGACGAGGAUCUUUUUAUGCGGAUCGCACGAGCAGAGUGGAAGAUCCAUAAUGCGAAGAUAAAGGGACGGUGA
Molecule: messenger RNA, 2562 nt
Organism: Fonsecaea erecta
Lineage: Eukaryota; Fungi; Ascomycota; Eurotiomycetes; Chaetothyriales; Herpotrichiellaceae
Exons: 1
Coding region: 1-2562 (853 amino acids)
Source: RefSeq, a predicted model, not a curated record